Messenger RNA from Striga hermonthica, 1586 nucleotides. Lineage: Eukaryota; Viridiplantae; Streptophyta; Magnoliopsida; Lamiales; Orobanchaceae. The record is from the annotation of a GenBank genome assembly.
UCCAAACACACGAUCUUCAUCAUUGGUGCUUUCAUUAAGAGGUGUUAGAUCGUGUGUUUUUCUUCUACCCCAUUCCCUUUCUUUUCCCUCUUUAUUUUUCGUCCCCCUUAAAAAAAAUAAAACUAAAAAUAGAAAAAAAUUAUAUAUCAUCAUCCUCAAGACGAGUCCACAAAGUAAGGAGCGAAGACAACAGAAGAAAACAAUGGCCAACAAGGAGAUGAAGGACAAGAUCGAUAAUCUUGACAUCCAAGUGCGAAGCAUGAGCGAGGCCAUGGAGCGACGGCUCGGAUCGCUCGACAAGGGCCAAGGCAACACCAACGCUGCCGUGGCACGACUCGAGCAACGGCUGGAUGAGAUCUUGCGUGGGCUUCAACUGCAGCGACGAGGGCGCGAUGAACGCUCGCCAUCACCAAGGCGCCAGGAACGGCGCGCGCGCGAGCGGCGCAAAGAGGAACGGCGAGGUGGAGAGUUCGAGCGAGAGGACGAUUACGAUCAACGGUACCAGGCCAUGCGUCCCGGCGAGAAAGAGGGUUGUACCUGGGAUAGGCUCAAGGAGCUAAUCCGCGAGAAGUACUACCCCACUUAUUACCGAGCAGAGAUGGAGCGUCAGUUCCUGUCGCUCCAGCAGGGUACUCGUUCUGUUGACGAGUACGAGAGGGAGUUUACCAGACUUGCAGCUUUUGUUCCGGACCUGGUUCGUACGGAAGCACAAAGGGCACAACGCUUCAUUGACCGGCUUUACCCAGCAGUCCGUCACAACAUUGUAGGUCACGGGACCCAGACCUAUGCUCGUGCCGUUUCGAUUGCCCAGGAGGUGGACGCCAGCAUUCGGAGGGAGGCCAGCCGCGAUCGUUCUCAGCCAUCCGCCCCCGCCCAGUCAUCCACAGCUCCACCAGCCCUACCAGCUGCCCAGCCGACGAGGGACAAUAAGAGGAAGGGAAAGGUAGUCAAGCAACUCACACCCGAGGAGAUCAAACGCCAACACGAGAAAGGUCUUUGUUUCAGGUGCGAGGAAAAAUUUAUGCCAGGGCACCGAUGCAAGCAAGCUUUUGUUAUAGAGGUCGUCAACUCCGACAAUAAAGAAGCUGAAGUCGAGGAAGAGCCGGAACCAAUGGACGACAUUGAAGCAUUUGAUGAGGAGGCUGAGAUCUCGAUGCACGCAGUGGCUGGGAUCAGAGGGCCAAGGACGAUGAGGCUACCAGCUUGGGUCAAGGACCAACGAGUGAUCGUACUCGUAGACAACGGGUCAUCACACAACUUCAUCAAUGCCGACUUGUCCCAGAAGCUGAAUCUGCCAACCACGAGGAUUGAGCCCUUUGAAGUUCGAGUAGCCAACGGUGAGAGGCUUCAAUGCACCGAGUCCUUUUGUAAGGUACCUAUCAUGUUCCAAGGAGUUGUUGUGGAAGCCGAUCCUUAUGCCCUACCCUUGGUUGGACCGGACGUGGUUUUAGGAGUACAAUGGCUGGAAGGACUUAGAAGGGUGACCACAGACUACCGCACCAGAGUCAUGGAGUUUAAAUCUGGAGGCAAGCGGGUCACUCUCAAGGCUGGAGAGGAAAAGAUUACUAAGGAAGUUGGAUUAAAGA